AUGGAGACCACCACCGAGGUUGAAACCAAGCAGCCUUCAGUUGCGCCAUCAGAGCCCCAGCAACAAACCCCAGUUGCCGAGACCCCUACGACCACAGAGCUUAGCAGCACCAAUGGCGUCAAGCCACCAGCUCUGGAUGACGAUGACACCGCCAAUGAUGACGAUCUAAGCCCGCCUCCUGAGAAUUUGAGCCCUGUAUCAGGCAGCCAUGAUCGCGCUUUGGAAGAUGAGAUCGUUGUCGGUAAUCGCAAUGGUGCGCACAAGUCGUCACCGCUCCGCGUUGUUUCUGAUCCGGAGGAUGAGAACAUGGCGGAUGCCGAAGAUGAGCCGAUUGUCUCCCACUACCCUAAGCGGAAGCGUGCGUCUGUCUUCAACGACUUGAGCGAAGACAAGAUGGAGAGCAGCCUUGUCUCAGAGAAGGAGGGUACACCGCGCAGCACCAAGCCAGCCCGUAGGCAUGGGCUGGGUGGUGUAAAGGGCGUCAUUCUCGGUUAUUGGCGCGAUUCGCCCGUUCCCGACCCUAGAGGCAAGCAUGCCGUGAUCGGCUUCAUCGAUGUCCGGGAUCGCCUUCGCACUCGCAUUCAGCAAAACACGCGCUUCGGCGAGCCGGUAUCGAGUCUUGAGUAUCCCCUCCCGCCCGGACCUGGUGGCAGCUGGGUGACUUUCGAGCGUGUCGUAUUCGCCGAUCACCUGGUUGGUUUGGACCACCAUCAAGUCAAGGAAUAUGUCAAGCUUCGAACGGAUUCUAUUGAGGUGACGGAGGAGGCCCGUGAUGCUGCAGAGCAAGCUGCGGCUAAGGAAGCAGUUCGACGCGUCGAGGAAAACCCUCCCCCCGAGAACGUCGUAGCUCCUGCCAUCGCAUACGGUGCUGAGAUUCCUGACUACGCCACAAUGCCGUCCCGGCCGGACUCCAAACGUCGCCGCACUGGUAGUGGCAUCGGCACGAUUAGCGGAGGACCAGUCCAGCAGACGCCGCCAGCACGAGAUAUCGUCAUGACCCCUCAAUUCGACCCUCUGCCAGGUACCAGACCCACGCGCAUCGUCGUGGGCUAUUGGAAGGGCUCCAGUGAACCUGAGCCUAUGAACCGGCACGCAAUCUACGGCAUCCUGGGCCAAAAUGAUAUGUUUCGAGUCAAGGUGGCGCGAGAGACACGUGACAAGCGAUUCGUGGACGGCAACUUCCCCGUUGGAGCGGGUGCGUUGUGGAUUCACUGGGAAGAGGUCGAACUGGAGCCUCACAUUAAAAACCUGUCUCGCACCGAGGUCAAGGAAUACUGCCGUGUCCGUCAAUACCAAAUCGAUCAGGGAGAAAGCCCCAAUGAGCGAGCCGACAACGAAGCCAGGGCAGUGUUCGAGGCCCAGCAGCGCGUUGCACAUGGUCUCAACAAGCCUGGUUACAUGAACAACAUGGGCCCGCCCCCUGCCAUUGUUCCUCAGCCGGAGGAGAUUAUCGACACACCCGAGACCAAAGUCGAGGUUAACCCCGAACUGCGUCAGAGCCGCAGGACGGAGAACCGCGGCAUUCGGCACUCGCUGCCCGACCUCGAACUCAGGCAAUCAUCGCGAACCCCGGUGCAGGCCCAAAACAAGAUCGACGCCAGCGCACGUCGCGAGAUCGCCCGAAUCGAGGCCGCACAAAUUCGGUCCGAGCGUUUCGCCGCUGACCGCGAAGCUGCUCAGAAUGCCCAGGCUGCUCAAGCCGCUCAAGCCGCCCAGAUGGCCAACUUGGUACCUCCUCCGAUGCCGCCACAAGCUAUGUCUAAGAUGCCUCUGCAGAACGGCAACGGCAACGGUCCUCGCAUGAGUAGCCUUUUCCACGAGCGCGACGAGAUGCAGCGCCUGAACAAGGUUUGGGCCAGCCAGGAAGAGCACCGCAGCAAGGUUGGAGGUGAAGAGACCAAGUUCUAUGGUGGUAUAAAAUACGAACGCAAAACCAACGGUCCCUUUGUCGGCAAACUCGUCUCACAAGGCACCAUUAUCAGUAUUGACGGAGAGGAUUAUGUCGAGUAUCGCGUGCUCACGAAGCCGAGUUUCUUCUAG
This is a messenger RNA of Colletotrichum orchidophilum, 2040 nucleotides long. RefSeq lists its product as uncharacterized. Bases 1 to 2040 code for a protein of 679 amino acids. Lineage: Eukaryota; Fungi; Ascomycota; Sordariomycetes; Glomerellales; Glomerellaceae. The record is from RefSeq and is a predicted model, not a curated record. The transcript is spliced from 2 exons.